CUUGUGUUGCAAGUAGAUCGCGUAAAGCAAAGAUGAGUGGAGAUUUUGUGGUUGAUGUGAUCAAAUUCAAUGCUCAGACUGCCGGAAGGGACAAAGUAUGCAGAUUGAUCCAGUAUGGAAGCAAGUUCCUGUGGUACAGACUACAGCAAAGUCACACUCAUGAAGAGCUGCUGCAAAAACUGAAAAGCCUGGAAAGUGCUGUCAGCAAUACGAGAAAAUUGCUAAGGUUUGGAAAGAGUUUUGACUUCUUCCAUGGAGCUCUCAAGACGCUGCAUUUGUCUGACGUAGUUUUACGACUGACGCUCACCUUGUCAAAGAUCAACCAGGCUUGCUACCUUCUCAUUGAUCACCUGGUUUGGAUGGGUCGUGUCGGGCUAGUCCAUAUAGACAUGAAGAAAUGGUUAGAUGUAUCAGCGCGGUUCUGGCUGGUGUCCAUCAUGUUAAACCUUGUACGGGAUGUCUACGAUAUCAUUAAAGUUCUGACUGAAGCAAUUCAGAGUCGUAAAGCAAUGCUAAGGAGAAGCCAGUACAAUAACGGAGACACACAGUACAAGGACAAGGAAAAGAAGGUGCUGACAAACAUCGAUUUGGUCGUGAGAUGUGUCUCUGAGAAUAAGCCUUUAAUGUUAGACUUUUUGAAGAAUGGGGCAGACUUCUUCUUACCUAUGUCAAGUCUUGGACAUAUUCAGACAUCGGCAGGUACACAGGGUAUCCUGGGAGUCGUGUCAUCUGUCAUAGGUGUUCUAACAGUUUGGAAUCCACUUCUCAGAUUGGUGCCUUCAUAAGAUAAUCGUUAAUAUUGAAUAAGUGCUAUUCGACUUUCAAGGAAAUGUCACGAAAGCCACAUGAUUUUACGAUUAUGGGUAACAUAUUUUAGGAAGGCUUGUCACUUCAAACUGGAUUUGUGAGAACAACAGUUGCAGUUUAUUAUUUAUUUUGUUUUUGCAGUCUAAAUUUAAAAUUCAUUUAGCACUCUGUAGACAUUUUCAAAUGAAAGACAGAUAAAUUAUCAUCCAAUGUUUUUUCAUAACUGCUGGUAAGUUCAAUUUUAAUGAGUCAAACAUAGUCCAAAGACAGGAAUAUGUUACUCUUUCUUACUUGGAAAGUGCGUGGCUCUUAAUUAGUUAAUGCAGAAAAUGAAUGCUAGUGAUUCAGUACAUGUGCUUGGAAGAAAGUGGAGAGAUUGACUACAUUUACACAAGAUUUGGUAAUUCUUUUCCAUAAGGCUCAGAAUAAAUAUUAAAACCUAUGUACACAGGUUAUGUUCAUUGGAAAUAUGUAUAUUCAGAGGUUUUAUUAUCAGCAAAUGAAAUCAAGGUGUGAUAUCAGUUUUGCUGCUGGUUUGUUAGUACAAAAUGAUUUUGUUACAUUGUUGUUGGAUAAUGAGGUAAGUUAAAAAGUUUUAACUGCAAACUACUUUUACGUUGUGUUUAAUGAUUUUUUAAAAAUUUAAAUGUUGAUUGUAUGUUGUGUGGCAACAAAUAGCAAGAUAUUCAAGCUGAAUUUUUAUCAUUUCUUAGUCCCAGCAUCCACGUAUUAUACAUAUACAGUACAUAUAUCAUUUUAUUACAAAGUGUUGCAUUGAAAGCUUUGUACAGUUGGAUAUAAAAUACUCUAAAAGGCAAAGAAAACACUAACGCCGGAUGAAAGACAAUUGAAGUCUGUCUGAAAAAUGGUUUGAUUUAUUUUUUUAGAACUUGGUAAAAUGCAUUUAGAACUUGGGAUUUUAUGGAGGCUUUCUCUUUUUUUUAUAUCGGGACUAGUGACCACAUCAAGUUUUUGCCACUUGACAAACGCACAGACUGCUAUAUUUCAUAAUUCAAAACGCAUAUGCAGAUGGAUCUUUUCACUGACUGAACUUGAAAGCGAACUGUUUCAAGUAAAAAUAUGGCUGUGAUGUGACAUCAUUGAUACCCUCUGGGUCGCUACAGACCACCGUGGAAUCUGGAUGUGACAUCAUUGAUACCCUCUGGGUCGCUACAGACCA
Liolophura sinensis is the source of this 1987-nucleotide messenger RNA. Its product is annotated as peroxisomal membrane protein 11B-like. Gene Ontology annotation, cellular component: peroxisomal membrane. The transcript has 3 exons. The coding region runs from base 33 to 785 and encodes 250 amino acids. Gene Ontology annotation, biological process: peroxisome fission. The record is from RefSeq and is a predicted model, not a curated record. NCBI's taxonomy places the organism in Eukaryota, Metazoa, Mollusca, Polyplacophora, Chitonida, Chitonidae.